ACUCGGCCGCAGUCCUCAUCGCCGCGCCUUCGUAUGAGCUGUGUGUCGCCGCCGGUCACCCCCCGCGCCCCGCGACCUGCCGUCUCGCCCGCAUUCUAGUCGUGGGUGUCGCGCUGUGCAGUCCUCGCGUGUGCCUCUGAACAUAGUGCGCCGUUAGUGAGUGCUUACUUAUCCCGCACCAGUGUCAGUGUCUUAGAAGAUCCCGUGCCCCGCCGCGGAGGAUGUUAACAGCCCACGGUUAGUGUCGAAUAAUAUUGCAGUGAUCAGCUAAGAUAACAGCUGUUGACGUCUGCAGUAGUAGCCAGCCUGCCGGCACUUUUUAUUUUCGCCCCCGUUCCCUACAUCCCCUUUCAAGAUUGCUGCCACCAUGGGUCGGAAGAAAAUACAAAUAUCCCGGAUUACGGACGAACGGAAUCGGCAGGUUACUUUCAACAAACGUAAAUUCGGCGUAAUGAAGAAGGCGUAUGAGUUGAGCGUGCUAUGCGACUGUGAGAUUGCACUCAUCAUAUUCAGCUCCAACAACAAACUGUACCAAUAUGCAAGCACGGACAUGGACAAGGUUCUGCUGAAAUACACGGAAUACAACGAACCGCACGAGUCUCUUACGAACCGCAACAUCAUCGAGGCACUCACAAAGAAAGAGCACAAGAACGGAGUGAUGUCGCCUGACAGCCCGGAAGCCGAACCCGAAUACAACCUGACCCCCCGCACCGAAGCCAAGUACUCGAAGAUCGACGAGGAAUUCCAAAUGAUGAUGCAAAGGAACCAGUUGAACGGGAGCCGCGUCGGCGUUGGCGUGACGGGAAGCAACUAUAACCUACCGGUCAGCGUGCCUGUCGGGAACUACGAUCAAUCCUUACUCCAAGCUAGUCCACAAAUGCAUACCUCUAUCAGUCCACGGCCAUCGUCUUCGGAAACCGAUUCAGUAUACCCAAGCGGCGGAAUGCUCGAAAUGUCAAACGGAUACCCAGGCUCCGCAUCACCACUGGGGGCGGGAUGUACCCCGUCGCCGUCCCCCGGCCCCGCUCCCUCUCCCCACCGACACCCGCACAAGCCCCAUGCCCACGCUCCGCCACCGCACCACUCGCCCCGACACAACAACCUGCGCGUCGUUAUACCUAGUUCAAUGCCACCACCGCAAGAUGACAUAUCAUAUGCAGAGACACCACUAAGCUAUUCACUCACCAACUUCGGACCACAGGACUUCAGUAUGACCUCGGACAUGGGAAUCGGACUGACGUGGGGCGCUCACCAACUGCAGACGUUACAACACAACAGGUACAUUGGCAGCCUGCCGGUAUUGGGUGGUGGGGGAACUCCUCCACCGGCCGCGUCACCAAGCAAUGUGAAGAUCAAAGCGGAACCAGUAUCGCCGCCACGCGCACCGGAUCACUUGCAUCGCGGCCCUCCUCCUGCCAGCGUACCACAGCCCGCACAUCAAAUGCCAGGAGUCAUUGAUGGCUCAGUUUCGUCUAGUAACAUGGGCUCGCCGGCAGGCCAAGACAUGAGGCACUCCAACGCCGUUGCGCUUGACUACGAGCAGCCCCAUACCAAACGGCCGCGGAUCGAGGGUUGGGCCACAUAGCUAGGCUAUGAGGCCUUCGGUCCCUACCCGAGGCCCCUCCACCCACACUGCUAAGCGAGACCGCACGAGACCGCACGAGUCCGCACGCGGCCGCACGAGGCCAACGGCGCCGCACACCGGCCCGCGAACAUAACUCUUACACUAAACGGUGCUGGAUCGAACACAGCGUACUCAUACAGAAAGGUGCAUCUAAACUGAAGGUGCUUUUGAUGGCACGGUGAGAAAUCAAACAUGGACCUCUUACGAGACUUUUCAUUGGCUCAUCCAAAAAUGGGCGUGACCCAUCAUAGAUCUUUGAGAUCGAAUGUUAAAUGUUCAAUUUUACACUAUUUAAUAAUACGUAAUUAAUGUUAAAUUGCACGCGCGAUUACACUCGUAUAAAUAAAUGUUAAAAAUUAUAAGUACAAUAAUGCUAGUUGCAACCCUUCAGAACAAUUUUGAACUGUUUAAUAUAUUAUGUAUUAGAUAUUUCUCCUGUAAUUCCCUUGUACAUAGUUGUCAUUAAAUGUGCAAUCCGUGCCAUUGUUUGUUUAGCUUAAAGUUAGUCAAUUUAAUUAUAGUAACUGUUUAUACAAUAAAUUGCACUAGAAUACGGUUCGGAGUUAGUAACGCAUCAGCCGGCGGAGUUGUGUGUUGUGUCACGUGACGGACUGUAACAUUCUAUCAGUGCGUUGAAGACUUAUACAAGGAACUGUUGACUUUGUGUUAGUGUUUUAAAAAAAAAAAAGUUUUUUGUGCCAUUUUAAAGAUAUAAAUAUAGUGUGACAUCCGAACUUGAAUCUUUUGUAAAUGUAGCGUAGUAUCAUCACAGAUAAUGUAUUGUAUAAUAAAUCUACUAUAAUAAUAUCUAUUGACAUAUUUAUACACAUGAGAAUCAUAAUGAUAUUUACAUAAUAUGUAUACACGUCCUAUUAGGAACGAAUGUUAUGUAAGUGUAAGUAAUUUUAGCUAGAGAUGAGAAUGUAAUGGUACCACACGAAGCUUUAAGAUUUCUUAUGAUAACACUUGCACUUUAAGCAGAUUUUUAAGUAAACAGUUAUGAUGUAUGAAUUUAGAGGCCCUUGACAAAGUAUAUUCAUCACUUCGUGGAUGCUGUCACCAGCUGUCUAGUACUGUGGGAAAGUAACGGAUCUAAUUCAUACUUGUGAAGUCGUAAAUCAGUAGUUGCACAACCCUAAAAUUUCGAGCUUAUUAUUGGCCGAAGUUAUAGUUGAUCUCCGAAGUCUUUAUCGUAUCUGCCCAAUUGCAAAGUCAAUUUAUGAUACCUAUCGUAAAACUCGUAACGUACUUCUUAAGUAAAUUAAGGUUUAGUGUCCACGAUGUAUAGGAACAAAUUUAUUGUUUAGAAAAUUUUAUUUUGUUAAUGUGAUCUGAAGAUUUGUAUAUUUUCAGUUUCUACUUAAUCUGUAGUUGUAAAUCACAGCUUUAAACGCACAUACAAAUUAAAAUUAUAUAACAAUGAAUAUAGAAUAUUUUGAUACGGCACUAUAUGAAACACGUCCUGCUAUAUAUUUUUGGAAGAUGUUAUCAAAAAUAACAGCUUAGCUGAAGAAAAUUUACACAAACCCAAUACUUAUAAAUGUCAUUCUUCUAGAUUCAUCUUCAUCGUUCUAGAUUCAUCUUUGUCGUUUUGUACUUAGAACUAAUGUUGCGAACUUGUUCUCCUGCCUUGGAUGAGAAUAGUCCAAAUGAGGGAUUUAUCAAACUCAUUUAUCUUAACUACUGUCAAUAAAUUUCAAUAAAAUAUAAUUUAAAUACUUUCAAUAAUACCAAAUUAUUAUAGACCCUAAAACGAUAGAGCGAAAUUCUAAGAAUUAAUUAUAUUCUCUAAAAAAACACUUUUUUUUUUUAAAUCCAAAAACGUACAGGAAACUUGAGUAUCCGUUUCAAAAUGGACUUCUAACUUCAUAACUAUGCUACACUACGUAGAUCAAAUAAUAAAAAGUCUGUCGAAAUAUAUGCCAUAUGUUUGUUUAUUGGAUGCACUGUUUUACUCUGUGUCACAUAAAUGCAUAAUAUCCCUGUUGCAACAUUUUCGCCAAACGAAUGACGUUUUCCAUCUUGACAAGCAACACAAGUUGGCCUUGUGGUUCCAUGGAGCGGAAACAUAAGAACUAAAGCAUAGCCAUGUAACCAUAAUAUUAUUAUGCUGAUUCGAUAUAAAACAUUAUAACUAACUAUAUGAAUCUUUGUUCCGGAGCCGUAUUGUCCAAAUUUAAGUCGAUCCUAAAACGAUUCUGGAUUUAUAAAAAUUUUAUUCCGUUCACAAUCCCUUUAUCUUGAAUUUCCCAGAAGUCGCUAAGAGUUGAAAUCUUGGAUUCUGAUACAUAAGUUUUAUUUUUAUUUACCAAAAUCCUGUUAUAAUUCUAGAAUUGUACAGGUAAAUGAAAAUGGGAUUUAAUUUGUUGCAUUCUAAACAGAAAUAAAGCCCAUUCACACUAUUCAAUGUAAAAGUCAAAAACUAUUCGCUGAAAAAACACGAUCAUAGAUUUAUAAAAAUUUAAUUCCGAUCACAAUCACAAUCCCUUUAUCUUGAAUUUCCCAGAAGUCGAUAAGAGUUGAAACCGUGGAUUCUGUUACAUAAGUUUUAUUUUUGUUUUUCAAAAUCAGUUAUUUUCCAAAAUCCCUUAUAAUUCUUGAAUUAUACAGGUAUAAAUAAAAAUGGAAUUUAAUUUGCUGCGUUCUAAACAGAAAUAAACCGCAUUCACACUAUAGGUAUUCAAUGUGAAAGUCAUAAACUAUUCGGUGAAAAAAUAACGCAUUGGCUGCAAUUGAACUAACUAUCCGAUAAGAAUUAUAAAAUAAUUUUUACCGCAUUAUUAAGUUUAACGUGUUGUCAGCUUCAGUUAAAGUUAGACAAUACGACCGCUUUAGUCAUUGAAUAUCAUAACGUAACUAUUCUGUCCCCUCAUAUCAUCUCACUGUAGAUGCCUUACUCACAGUGCCUAAAUAUACCAUAUUAUACCAAAUUUGUACGAUAACAUUUUGAUUUAAUAUUUUUUCACAUCCUGAUAAAUAUAAGUAUUUUGAAGAUGUUAAACUUACGACCGUACAACGUAGAUUGUAGGUAAAUAUUUAUCAUAUUCACAUGUAAGUAGCCAUUUUAUAUGUCUCGGAAAAGAAAAGCUGCGGUCGUAUGUAAUUAUACCACAUUUCGGAGCAGUGAAACUGUCUUGUGUGGUUGAUUGUAAAAAAUAAUUGUUAAGUAAAUCAAUAUAUAUUAUAGACGUAAUGUUAGGUACUUCAAAUCACACUAACAAAAUUGUGGAUCAUAAAUUGUGUGUUGGUUAAAUUUGUACAGGGAAAUUAACCAGUUUCAAUGUUCAAAAGUCUGAACGCGUUAGAUGAUGAAAUAUCAAAUGUAUUUUCGCAUUGUAUAAGUACACGAUUAGUUUGUAAAAUGAAUUAAUAUUUUACUACCCGAGCAUAAUAAUAACGUUAACCUGUUUUUAGGGAACUGUAAAACUUAAAAUACAAUUUAAUGUUUAGGAUUAUUAUUGUUGAUGUGAUAUGUAUAACUUCACUGUUGUAAACGUUAGGCCCGUCGCUUACGUCAUAAAAUAUAUUAACAUAAGCAUUAUUUAACAGCAGACUCGUUUUAUGAACGUUGAUGUUGUAUAUUUCUUAAUGUUAUGUAGAUGAAUGUGUUAUAUAGUGUAUACUGUACACAGUAUAGUGUAAGCAAACGGUCAAUGAUGUUUUUGAAGACGUAAUUACGCGUAGCUUCGUCCACGUUCAGAAUAGGGAUGUAUUCUAUGAUUCUGUGGACAUAGGGCAGAUAGUAAUGAAAAAAUUGCAAAUGCUCAGCAUGCGUAAUUUAGAUUUGAAUAAAAUCACGUAUUUCGAAGUUUAAAAACGAUUUACUGAAUUAAAAGAGCAUUGUCAAAAUUAAUUUAUUGAUUUUGUAUUAUCAUUAUUUGCUUAAUGAUCACAAAUUUGAUCGUAUAUAUUUUAGACGCAACAUCAAAUACCUACCAUUUAAAAGAAACCUUUUAUGAAAGCAACAUCGAAAUUAGUUUUAGCAUGACAUAGCAAUUAAUAUCUUAAAGAUGGGUAUAAAGAUGAAUGUGUGGGAAAUUCUCACUGUCUCUUUGCUCGGACUGUUUUUCUCUAUCUUUUCUAUUUUUGAAAUUUUCUCUAUACCACCGGGCUAAAAAGGUUUCUUUCUAACUUAGAUAUUAUAAACAGUUAAAAAAUCUUUAUUAUAAGCUAUGGAAAAGAAAAAGAUAAUUCGUAUUGACAUCCCAAUUGUCAUUAUUACUGUUUCUGACAUUGUUAAUUGGAUAACACGAGGACCUGUUUUCAGAUGUUUUAAAUUCGCGUUAGUCGUUUGGUGGUUUGUUCCUAAUAACACUUCAUUGUGGUUAUGUUAUGUGCUUGUAAUGAAUUUGCUCAAUCGUGUUUGGUUGGCGAUGAAGCGAUCACCUUGUUUCUUGUUGUCUAAAUUAUAUCAGUUGUAGGUAUAUAAUAUAAUUAUGAAGAGAAAUGAAAAAGGAAAUAUUACUUUCAAUGAUGUAGAGAUAAAUUGAAUUCUUAAGAUAUAAAAGUUUUAUUGAAAGUCCUUAAUCUAAUUAAAUCUAAUUGGUGUGAAUAGGAACAAUAAAAUAAUUUGAUAAAACCAUUUGCAUGAGUUGCAUAACGUAUUUUCAAAUUGUUUAUGUUUGUUCAGUAUUUACCAGAAUUAAGUCAGAUUGCACUAUUGAUUAUAAUAAUUAAGAUUGAUUAUUUUGCACAAAUUAGUAAUUGGAUUAUUCAUGUACUCUAAAAUAAAUUCAAAACUAUACAUUUGCAAAAAAAUAUAUAUACGAAAAUGCAAUAUUAAAUUUUGCACAGCGGAAUAAUAUUAUGUAAUGUUGUAAUGAAAAUAAAUAUUUUGUAUAAAAUAAACAGUUAAGCUGGUAUUGGGAGCAUUAUUUCCGAGGUUGUGAACUUUGCUAUCGGGAAUGAUUUCAUUUGUAAUUAAUUAAAUUUCUAUUAUAUUAUAUUAAUUAAUCGUUUAUUGACGCACAACGGUGUUGUGUGUUUGUGUAAAAAGAGUUUGCUUUGUUUGUUUUUAGGUAUAUACAUAAUAUUAAAUAAUUCGACCUGUACGUAUCCAGCUGUGUGACAAUAGCAAAGCUGUAAUUUUGUAAUCUAGUUCGUUGCAUUUAAUGAAAAUGUAGUCGUAAGUAUGAGAGUAUCAUUGUAACAAUAACUUAAAUCACAUUAGAAUUUUUACGUUGUUUUGUAUGUACCCCUCUCCGCGUUUGCUAUUGCACCAGUCGAUUACACCCUAAUAGUAUAGGAAUAUGAUACAUAUCCUUUUGAAUACUCAAAUUAAAAUCA
This is a messenger RNA of Bombyx mandarina (wild silkworm), 6910 nucleotides long. It is a transcript of the gene Mef2, whose product is annotated as myocyte enhancer factor 2. Gene Ontology annotation, biological process: positive regulation of transcription by RNA polymerase II; cell differentiation. Gene Ontology annotation, molecular function: RNA polymerase II cis-regulatory region sequence-specific DNA binding; histone deacetylase binding; DNA-binding transcription factor activity, RNA polymerase II-specific. NCBI's taxonomy places the organism in Eukaryota, Metazoa, Arthropoda, Insecta, Lepidoptera, Bombycidae. The record is from RefSeq and is a predicted model, not a curated record.